This is a messenger RNA of Brassicogethes aeneus, 2620 nucleotides long. Lineage: Eukaryota; Metazoa; Arthropoda; Insecta; Coleoptera; Nitidulidae. The record is from the annotation of a GenBank genome assembly.
AGCUGUUUAAAAAUUCCAGUAUGUACGCUAAAGAACAUGAUACUUUUAUGAACGGGGCCCGUCAUGCCCUAAAUCUCCCCAUAAGGCAAAAAUGCGCCGAAUUGACUGUUCUGUUGGACAGGGGCAAUAUUUUGGAGCUUCAUAAUUUUUUUCCCAUUUUAAUUAACCAUAUAUUCGGCCCGCAAGGCACUAUAUGUUGGGAAAUAAGAACAAUAACGGAGUCUAGCAGCGAUGAUUUUCGCCAGAUGCAGCAUUUUUUAUCGCCUAAUGGACCAGUUUUUAAAUUAAUUUAUACAUUGUUGAAGGAUCCAGCUAUCAAGUAUGAUUUUUCCUUAACAUUUUUACCAACCAAAAUUAGGCAGUUUUUAGAGAAUUCACAAAAUCACCCUUUUUAUUCAGAUCUGAUUCAUAUUAAUCCACAAACUAAACAAGUUAUGUCACUAUUACUAAAUCCUUUUGAUUAUUACAUGUUUCACUUUGCCUAUCAUUUAAUAAAUCCAUGGCAUCAACGAAGUGGAUCAACUGUCAGAUCAUGGAACACAAUUUACUAUGUUUUAUGUUGCGACUACAUUUUAUACUUUUUGCCAACUGAUCCAAAUGCUACAAUUUUGCCUAAUAUUUGCUACAAUGGCAAAAGUCCUGUACAAAAUCACCAACCAAUCAACAAUUAUAGAAUCAUUGGGACAGGUUUAAUAAAUACAACAGUUCUAAAUAAGAGUGUUGAUGAAACUCUACACAAAAACUUGGAAAGACAUCCCAGAAAUGAAAUUUGGAGAAGUGAAACAGUUUUAACGGUUUUUGUGGAUAUGUGGUUACAUAAUGAUCAAAUUACUCAGCAGUCGAAUGAUUUAAAUAACUCACUUAAUGGAUCUCCAAGAAUGGGUGUUCUUCUUUUAAAUGAACUCCCAACUGGCGAAUACAUGAGGAUAGUGCGUGUACUAAUGAAACAAUUGCACGCUUUUUCUCAAAGCUCCAAAGCUGAUGAUACCAAUUUGUGCGAGUUAAAAAAAAUCGCGAUUCCCAUGAUCCAGGGUAAAUUUUACAUAUUUUUGCGUAACUUAAUACACAAAUGGCCGCUGGACGGUUCGUUUAGACUGGUUUUGGAAUUAUGGUUGACUUAUAUACAACCGUGGAGAUAUCCUCCGGAUAAUUUGGUCAAACAGAACAAUAUGUUCAGUUUAAAUCAGGAUGUGGAGGAUUUGAAUCAGUAUAAUUCUGUGGAUACGGAUUUUUUGCCUUUUAUCGCGGAAAAUCUUUUGGCUUAUGUUGUUAUUUUUCAACAAUUAUUACCCAGGUUUACAAGGGUUGAUUUGGUUAGCCCCAAAAUGUCUUUGAUGCUAUAUAGAAUUACCAAGGUCUUUGAUCAGCCAAACCUGCCGACUUACCUCCAGGAAAUCGAAAAUUGCGUGGAAAACAACCAUUCCCCCACCCACCACAAAUACAACUCUCACUGGGGCAGCAACCUCCCCCCUCUAUCGCCCACAAGCAAUUGGUCCAGCAACACCGCCCUUAACCAAUUAAACGCCUCAGCUGACUCUUCCAGAGCCUUCCAACCCAGCGUCAACAGCACCGCCUUCUUGAACAACAGCUUCCAGAACGAGAAAAAGUGGCUGGCGAUCGUCAGACAGAAGAUUUUCGAGCUGGAAGGUCCGAAUUUUUGCUACAAACCGCUGUUCAGUAACCCACCAGCUCCCGAAGUGUUCGACUUGAUCUACCAGAUCAAGAAAAGCAUUUCCGUUGCUCAGGAUAUUGUCAAAGCCAAGCAAUUAGAAGAAGAUGAAUUGUCCAAAGGUUUAUGGGGGUCGAUUAAAAGCCUAUGGACCUCACCAUGCAAUGUUGAUGAGUUUAGUCUCGCUGAAAGGAUGAAAGUUCCGUGUUUUUUGGAUGUUUCCUUGCAGAAUUUGAUGGAUAUUUUUCAGAUUAAUGAGGUUUGCGACAGAGAACCAGAUUACUCUCAAAAUAAACCCUCAACAAGUGGCCCUAUAGAAUUCACAAACGAUUUCAAGUUUUUAACACCCGAAAAAGUGAGAAACAGAAUCAAAAACAUUAAAUAUGAUGGGGAUCCGGAUUUGUUACCCAUAAGAAGUGAUGAGAACACUUUUCUAGUCAGAACUCUCUAUCAAUUGGCUCUUAAAAUCAACCAACAAUAUGGUUCCUUAUUAUACCGUAUGUAUCAUACACAUACGUUUUCUGGAAGAUUGACGCGGCAAAUUUUGUGCCCCCCACAAACGGUAUACAAGUUUGAUAAGUCCCUCCCUGGAUCUCCAAGAGUUAGUACCAAUCUUCCUCCCAGGGUGAGCUUCAGAUCUCUGGCAAGCUACAAAUUUUUAAUCUACUUCACAAUAUUCGCCAUGGUUUGUAUGGCAUGUGGUUUUAGUUUUACGGCAUAUAUUUGUUUAUUAUUAAUUUUGUUUUUGUCUUUUAAAUGUAUGAUGGCUAUACCUUGCACUAAUACACCUGUAAGUCAUAAUUAUCCAACCCAAGGUUUUGGGAAUAUUAGUUUCAAUGAUUCUUUUUAAUUUAAGCAAAAAAAAAUAUUUAUAGUUGUGUAAGAAUAAAAUGAGAUGGAAGGCUAAGUUUUUUAAUAUUUUCAAUGUUUUUGUUAUAUUUAUUAAAAUAA